Nothobranchius furzeri (turquoise killifish) is the source of this 2951-nucleotide messenger RNA. RefSeq names its product DEAH (Asp-Glu-Ala-His) box polypeptide 33 (gene dhx33). The record is from RefSeq and is a predicted model, not a curated record. Lineage: Eukaryota; Metazoa; Chordata; Actinopteri; Cyprinodontiformes; Nothobranchiidae. Gene Ontology annotation, molecular function: ATP binding; double-stranded RNA binding; helicase activity. Gene Ontology annotation, biological process: positive regulation of transcription by RNA polymerase I. Gene Ontology annotation, cellular component: intracellular anatomical structure; nucleolus.
UGCCGAUGCGGCAAAACAUCCGCAUUGACGCUCGUUCGGGUCCCAGUGAAGGGUCCAGAAAGUUUUGGAGAUUUUCUGUUCGAGCUGAGAAAAUAAAAACCACGGAGGGUUGUUUUCUAGACCAUGCCCCACAACGCCGACUUUCCUCCGGCUAAAAAAUUCAAGCCGGGGUCCGUCUUUUUCCGACAGGAGAAGAACAAACCUGGAAUGCUUCUUCCAAGAAAGGGAACAAACAACAAUAAAAAUGUAUCCAUUGAUGUCCAGAGGAAACAACUUCCAAUCCACCAGGCGAAACCUCAGCUCCUGAACCAGCUGAGACAGCUUCAAAAUGCUAUUUUAAUAGGUGAGACUGGCUCAGGUAAAACCACUCAGAUCCCUCAAUACCUUUAUGAGGCCGGCAUUGGGAGGCAGGGUCUGAUCGCCAUCACCCAGCCGCGUCGAGUUGCUGCCAUCUCUUUAGCAGGAAGAGUUGCUGAGGAGAAGAGGACUCAACUCGGGAAGCUGGUUGGCUACACGGUGCGCUUUGAGGAUGUCACCUCAUCUGAGACGAAGCUGAAGUUCAUGACGGAUGGGAUGCUCCUGCGCGAGGCCAUUGGAGACCCGAUGCUGCUGCGCUACACUGUGGUGGUCCUGGACGAAGCACACGAGCGCACUGUGCACACGGAUGUGCUGUUUGGUGUGGUGAAGGCUGCUCAGCGCCGGCGGAGGGAGUUAAACAAGGUUCCCCUGAAGGUCAUUGUGAUGUCAGCCACGAUGGAUGUGGAUUUGUUCUCUGAGUACUUUAACAAGUCUCCUGUGUUGUACCUGGAGGGCAGGCAGCACCCCAUUCAGAUCUACUACACCAAGCAGCCACAGUCGGACUAUCUGCAGGCUGCACUUGUUUCUGUCUUCCAGAUCCACCAGGAGGCUCCGCCGUCCCAUGACAUCUUAGUGUUCAUGACGGGCCAGGAGGAGAUCGAGGCUCUGGCGAGGACCUGUCGAGACAUCGCCAAGCAUCUUCCUGACGGCUGCGGCUCCAUGGUCGUCAUCCCUUUGUACGCCUCGCUGCCCCCUGCUCAGCAACUCAGGGUCUUCCAGCCGGCUGCCAAGGGUUGCAGGAAGGUCAUCCUCUCCACCAACAUCGCCGAGACAUCGGUCACCAUCUCUGGGAUUAAAUACGUCAUCGACACGGGGAUGGUGAAGGCCAAACGUUUCAAUCCUGAUAGCGGUUUGGAGGUGCUGGCGGUGCAGCGGGUCUCUAAGGCCCAGGCGUGGCAGCGAGCGGGCCGGGCCGGCAGGGAGGACUCGGGUUUCUGCUACCGUCUCUACACGGAGCAGGAGUUCGACAGCCUCAUCCCCAUGACUGUACCUGAGAUCCAGAGGUGUAACUUAGCCGGCGUGAUGCUGCAGCUCAUGGCUCUGGGGAUUCCUGAUGUGAUGAAUUUUGAUUUCAUGUCCAAGCCUUCUUCAGAGGCGAUCCGAUCUGCUGUUGAGCAUCUGGAGCUGCUGGGAGCUGUGGAGAAGAAGAAGGAGCAGGUUCUCCUCACUGCUCUGGGGAAGAAGAUGGCCAGCUUCCCUCUGGAGCCUAGAUAUGCAAAGACCAUCCUGCUGUCCCCGGACUACGCCUGCUCUGAGGAGAUCCUGAGCAUCGUGUCUCUGCUCUCGGUGGACAGCGUUCUGUACAACCCUCCAGCCCGUCGGGACGAGGUGCUCGCCGCACGCAAGAAGUUCACGUCCAGUGAGGGGGACCAUGUGACGUUGCUCAACAUCUACAGGGCGUUCAAGAAAGUCAGCGGUAACAAGGAGUGGUGCCGGGAGAACUUUGUCAACAGCAGGAACAUGAGUCUGGUGAAGGAGGUCCAGGCACAACUCCGAGAAAUCUUCCUGAAGCUGAACCUGAAGCUCGAGUCGUGUGGGUCCGACACGGGGCGCGUUCGCCGCUGCUUCGCUCACGGGAUGUUCCUCAACGCUGCAGAGCUGCAACUUGACGGCAGCUACUUGGCUCUGAACACCCACCAGCCUGUUGCCAUCCACCCCUCCUCUGUCCUUUUCCAGUCUAAACCAGCAUAUGUGGUCUUCAACGAGCUGCUGCACACCUCCCGCUGCUACAUGAGGGACCUUUGUCUGGUCGACGCAGACUGGCUGCUGGAUGCAGCGCCGGAAUACUUUGGCCGCAAGCUGCACAUCGCUAAGAGCUAACAGGAUUCCCUAAGCGUUCGGAGCCGAACGUUUUCUGUGUUGAAAACUUUGCCGGACUCUUCUACCUCCCAGAUGACGUGGAUCUGGCACGUGUCGCUAUUGUUCUGCAAAUCUGCACAGCAGGGUCCCACAACGUUGGCUUCCUCUUAACUUUUCUAGGCUCUUUUCUUUUGCCUGACAGGAAUUAAUCUAAUUACAUAGCUAUGUGGAAAAAAACUCAUUUAAAAUAGAUGUGCAUGUAGUUUAAUAACAUUCAAAACUUCACUGGAGCGCAGCAGAAGAGUUGAGUCAGAAUUAGCCUGAAAAUCCUUGUUGUUAAACAUUUAUACCAGGUAGUUCUGUUUCUUCUGCAGACUGUAGAUUCAUUAAAAUAAAAGGAAAAUACCAAAAUAAGUUAGUUUUUAGUAUUUCGCAUGCCACUAAGGUGUGAUUUUAUUAUAAAAGCUGACUACAACACUUGCUAUGUUAGCUUGUGCAUGCAGUUGAUUGUUUAGUUCUAAGUAGAGUGCAUGUUAGGAGGAAGGAUGUCUCAUGUCUCCUGCUGAACUAAUAUUUAACUAAACUCUCCACCCAGACAUUGACGCUGGCAGCUAAUGUAUAUAGUGCAUGAUUACAGUGUAUGAUCUGAUCACUUGGUACUCUCUAGAACAGUGGUUCCCAAACUUAUUUAGCCGCGCACCCCCUUCUAUUUCCCGACCAUGUCGACGCACCCCCCAGCCCCACAUCAGGGCAUGGAUAUACAUAUAUAUAUAUAUAUAUAUGUAUAUAUGUAU